This is a messenger RNA of Pseudoliparis swirei, 1116 nucleotides long. RefSeq names its product 5-hydroxytryptamine receptor. The coding region runs from base 1 to 1116 and encodes 371 amino acids. Lineage: Eukaryota; Metazoa; Chordata; Actinopteri; Perciformes; Liparidae. Gene Ontology annotation, molecular function: G protein-coupled receptor activity; peptide binding. The transcript has a single exon. Gene Ontology annotation, cellular component: membrane. Gene Ontology annotation, biological process: G protein-coupled receptor signaling pathway. The record is from RefSeq and is a predicted model, not a curated record.
AUGGAUACGGACAAGUUGAUUGAAUCCAUCGUCAGAGCGCUCAUGUUUCUGGAAGGGAUCCUGGGAAACAACUGGCUGGCUCUACGCUCGCUGCCCAGGCACAAAUCUGCCAUGCGCACCAACGAGAUCCUCUUCAUCAACCUGGCCGUCUCCAACCUCAUCACCAACUGCCUGGUGGACCUUCCCGACACCAUCGCAGACUUCGCCGGACGUUGGUUUUUGGGGGAAACCUUUUGUGCCGUGUUUCGUUUUUGCGCCGGCCUCUCCGAAGCCAGCAGCAUCUACUCCACCUUCUUCAUCAGCGCCUACUGGUACCAGAAGCUCGUCGGCUCCCUGAAGCGCGGCGGCGCUCCGGUGCAGAUGGACAGCCUGCGCUUGGUGGGCUGUCUGCUGGCCGGGAGCUGGACGGUGGCGCUGGUCUUCAGCAUCCCGCAUUUGUUCUUCGUGGCAGUGGAGGGCGGAAACGAGAGCAAAGAAGACUGCGUGGAGGUGUUCCCCAGCGCAGCGGCGAGGCAAACCUACGAGAUCUUCUAUUUAACCCUGGCCAACGCUCUCCCUCUCGCUGGGAUCGUAUUUGCCAGCGCCCAGAUUGUCAUCACUCUGCUCCGAAACAGGCUCCGCAUACAGGGUCAUAACUCGGACCCGGCGAAGGGCGAAAACAAGAGUACUGAAGGCAGCAACGACCAAUCGGUCAGCACUGCGUCUGCUCCGGGCGCCUCAAACGAUCCAGAAUCGCCAGAACUCAUUUCCAACGGCGUGCCGGCUUCUUCGCGUCCAAGCGGAGAGCCGUCAGGUCACAGCUCCGCCCUGAACAAGGAUGCAAACACAGACGGCGCAGUCGGAGCUCCACCAAAUCCUCCCAGGCCCACCCAGGUGCGGGCAAAGCCGAGUCCGGGCUCCAGCAGCCAGGUGAGGGCGGCCAAGAGCGUGGUGGCCGUGGCCGGCGUGUUCCUGGUCUGCUGGCUGACCCAUCUGGUCCUGCGCAUCUCCAACAACAUCCAAACCUCACCGAUUGUGUUGGAGGUGGCCAGCUACGUCGCCGCCUCCUACACCGGCAUCAUCCCCUACAUAUUCCUGUACGGCGUGAAAAAGCUUUCUUUCUCGUGCAAAAGGUAG